This is a messenger RNA of Laccaria bicolor S238N-H82, 963 nucleotides long. RefSeq names its product thioredoxin reductase (gene LBTR). Gene Ontology annotation, biological process: removal of superoxide radicals. Gene Ontology annotation, molecular function: thioredoxin-disulfide reductase (NADPH) activity. The coding region runs from base 1 to 963 and encodes 320 amino acids. Gene Ontology annotation, cellular component: cytoplasm. The transcript has 7 exons. The record is from RefSeq and is a predicted model, not a curated record. NCBI's taxonomy places the organism in Eukaryota, Fungi, Basidiomycota, Agaricomycetes, Agaricales, Hydnangiaceae.
AUGCACUCCAAAGUCGUCAUCAUUGGCUCGGGCCCAGCAGGCCACACUGCAGCGAUCUAUCUCGCGCGAGCCAACCUCGACCCAGUCAUGUUCGAGGGCUUUAUGGCGAACGGCUUCGCUGCUGGUGGACAGCUCACCACAACCACAGACGUCGAGAACUUCCCUGGUUUCCCGACCGGCAUCCUAGGCCCGGAACUCAUGGACAAAUUCCGCGAACAGUCCGUGCGUUUCGGGACCACCAUCAUCACAGAAACGGUGUCCAAGAUCGACUUGUCAUCGCGCCCGUUCAGGUACUGGCGCGAGAUGCAGGAGGAUGGUGAGCCAGAGACAGCCGACGCGGUGAUUAUCGCGACCGGCGCGAGCGCUAAGCGGAUGGGGCUGAAAGGCGAGCAAACGUACUGGCAGAGUGGAAUAAGUGCAUGUGCGGUGUGUGAUGGUGCCGUGCCGAUCUUCAGGAAUAAACCAUUAGCUGUUAUCGGUGGCGGUGAUUCCGCUGCUGAGGAAGCCACAUAUCUCACGAAAUACGGCUCGCACGUCUACGUUCUCGUGAGGAGAGGUGAACUCCGCGCUUCCAAGAUCAUGGCAAAGCGUUUGCAGAAUAACCCCAAAAUUACUCUCCUUUGGCACACAGUCGCGACCGAAUGCCAAGGUGACGGGGACCUCCUGAAUAACCUUCGCAUAAAGAACGUACAGACAGGAGAGGAGCGGGACCUUCCUGUAAACGGUUUGUUCUACGCCAUCGGCCACGAACCAGCCACGGCUCUCGUCCGCUCACAGCUCGAGACCGAUCCCGAUGGGUACAUCAUCACGGUUCCUGGCACGACGCAGACAUCAGUAAAGGGUGUCUACGCCGCAGGAGAUGUUCAGGACAAGAAAUUCCGACAGGCUAUCACCAGCGCAGGAAGUGGGUGUAUGGCUGCGCUCGAGGUGGAGAAGCUGCUGGCAGAGGAGGAGGAGUUUUAG